Molecule: messenger RNA, 1980 nt
Organism: Fusarium poae
Lineage: Eukaryota; Fungi; Ascomycota; Sordariomycetes; Hypocreales; Nectriaceae
Exons: 1
Coding region: 1-1980 (659 amino acids)
Source: RefSeq, a predicted model, not a curated record
AUGGCAGGCUCCGAUCCUAUAGACGUCAACGUUGUGCCCGUCAGUGGCAGCAACAGUAACAGCGACACUGAGCACGACAGAAGUAAUACGAACCACCCAGAUGCGCCUCUCGAGUCCAAUUCUCGCUUAGAAGUCGACGAUAGCGACCCUCCAACCCCACGCUUCAUACAGGACGAGAGCUCGUGGAAGCGAUGGAAAUGGGUUCCCUACCCUGUUCGACGAAGCGUCAACUGGAUCGCCAAAUGGUCCCAUGGGCCUACAAAUCCCCAGCCCUAUCGCAUAAAGCCACUCUUCCCCAUCGUACAAGAAUACCCCGUUUUUCUCGUCGAGCGCUUUCUACCUAGACGAAAACAUCGCCUUUGGCUUGUGUUUUUCUAUCUGUCCAUCUGGAUCGUCACUUUUGCCCUCGUUAAGCGCCGAGACUCAGUCGCGAGUGAGAUUGAAGGAUGGGGUAUGCCUCAGACCAUCGGGUGCGGCGUUUCAUACUGGGGUAGAGGCAACACAUGCGGUUUGGAUGGGACCGAUUGCCGUCCUUUCAACGGCAGCGGAUUUCCGUUCAGAUGCAGGGCCAAUUGUGAGAGCUACCAUGUUCUCAACCCUCGAGCGGUUGGGAAUCAAGAAGUCAUCUAUGCGCCCAUGGUCGUAGGUGGUCCUGGAACCAACGGAUCUGACGAGCCGGUUUAUCGCGGGGAUUCGUUCGUAUGUGCGGCUGCUAUUCAUGCUGGCGUUAUUUCUAACGAGAACGGUGGUUGUGGUGUGGUUGAGUUGAUCGGUCGCGAUCAAGAAUACACUGCCUCUAAGCAUCAUGGAAUCUCAAGCGUGGGGUUCGACUCAUACUUUCCCUUGUCCUUCCGCUUCGCGCCCGAUGUAACUUGUUCCUCUAGCGACUCGCGAUGGGAACUUUUGGCUGUCUCGACCGUCUUCACGGGAGUUCUAUCUCUCUUUACCAAUUCGCCAGCCUUGUUCUUUUUCUCUGUCUUUACGGGCAUUUUCUGGACUGUGGGCAUGGCGCUUGAUCCGCCCCCACAUGCUUCAGUUGCGGCAUUGUUCUCCAACUUGAUCGGCAAAUUUCUACCUGCCAUGUUUUGUGCAUGGGUCAUGUAUGACAAGAUGGGUGUCCGUCGUACCCUUCGUGGUCUCACGGCCCAGAUCGAAAAGACCAUCUUGUGGUUGGGCGGUUGCUGGGUUGGGGGUAUGGAGAACUAUACCCUCAGUUUCAUUCCCAUCCAGCGACUGAACAAGCACGAUCUGGACCAGCAGCCAGGCGCUAGGGCUGCUCUGGCUAUCAUUAUAAUUUUGCUGGCAGCGAUUAUUACCUCACAAGUGUGGUUUUUUAGGCAAGAAGGACGCCUGAUCAAGUACCUCAAGCUCUACGCGCUUUUCGUGGGGGCCAUUGUUAUCUCACUUACCAUUCCAGGGCUCAGUCUGCGGAUACACCAUUAUAUCAUUGCUCUCCUGCUUCUCCCUGGAACGGGCAUGCAGACACGACCAUCCUUGCUAUACCAAGGAAUCCUCGUUGGUCUUUUUAUCAGUGGUAUUGCUCGAUGGGGAUUUGAUCCAGUACUACAAACAUCUGCAGCCUUACAGGGGGACGCUCAAAAAGGCUCCCGACUGCCCACGAUUCCAACUCCGGUAAUCAAUCUCGGCAUUGGAACUGACGCCGUAUCAAACAUCACUUUCAACUGGAACGAGCCGCCGGCCCAGUUGUACGACGGCAUUAGCAUCCUUGUCAACGAUGUGGAGCGUUUUCGCACGUAUUUCGGCGAUGUAGACGCCAAGCGUGAAUUUGUCUGGAGUAGAAACAGCAGCUUGAACCUGCCAGAAUAUUUCCGUUUUGCAUACAUGGAUGGAAGUGAUAGCGGAGAUUAUACAAAGGCUGGUAUCUGGACGCCGGACGGCGAGUGGACCAAGAUGAAGCCCGGUCCGUCGCGGGUCAAAGCCCGGAGUUUAGAUAAGGAUGGUUUGGUUCAGCGAACAUGA